GGUCCGUACUAACUAGUCCGAACCCGAAGAAGCCCCAAUCGCUGCUGCAAACUGCAACUCUCCAGGAGCCACCACGCCGCUGACUCUCUAGGGUUUUUCUCUUCUCAUCUUCUCUCUCUCAGAACUCACAAGGUACUGGUAGGAAUUGACAAGGAGCAGUUCUGGGAUUUCAUUGGUUUUGUUUCUAAGAUGAUAUUCAAGAUUGUUGAGGAUAUCCUGAAGAUCCAUUGAGCUGCUCAGAGUUACUUUAAAGUUUGACACAAAAGAAAAAUGGACGAUGAUAAUGGGCUCGAGCUCAGCUUGGGUCUUUCUUGUGGAGGAUCGUCAGGAAAAGCUAAGGGUAACAAUGCUAAUAAUGUUGGAAGCUCCUCGGAGAAUCACAGGGCUGAAGGAGGUGAUCGAAGUGCUAAAGUGAUUGAUGACUUCAAGAACUUCCUGCAUCCUACUUCUCAAAGACCAGCUGAGCCGAGUUCUGGCUCUCAGAGAAGCGAUUCGGGUCAACAGCCUCAGCAGAAUUUCUUUAAUGACCUCUCCAAAGCUCCUACCGCUGACGCUGAAGCUUCCACGAAAUCCUUGUGGGUGGAGGAUGAGACACGCAAAGAUGCAGGAAACAAAAGAAAGUUUGGGUUCCCGGUGACUAAUGACGAAAAGAAGAAGGAGAAGGACUCGUCACAUGUUGAUAUGCAUGAGAAGAAGACAAAAGCAUCCCAUGUUUCAACCGCAACAGAUGAAGGAUCAACAGCUGAAAACGAAGAUGUAGCAGAAUCUGAAGUAGGUGGCGGUUCUUCCAACCACACAAAGGAGGUGGUACGUCCUCCUGCUGAUACAAACGUUGUGGACAACUUAAUUGGUCAAAGGAGGAGCAGCCAUGGCGGAUCUGGUACCGAAGAGUUUACAAUGCGCAACAUGAGUUACACCGUACCUUUCACAGUUCAUCCGCAGAAUGUUGUCACUAGUAUGCCUUAUUCUUUACCGGCAAAAGAGUCUGGACAACAUGCUGCAACGACAAGUGUAUUGCAGCCUAAUGCUAAUGCUGGAAAUAUUCCAAUUAUGUUUGGAUACUCACCGGUCCAGCUCCCUAUGCUGGAUAAGGAUGGUUCAGGCGGGAUUGUCGCGCUCUCUCAAUCCCCAUUUGCCGGAAGAGGUCCAUCAAGCUCGGCUACUGCCAAAGGCGAGGGAAAACAGCCUGUAGCAGAAGAAGGUUCGUCUGAGGAUGCAUCAGAACGGCCAACAGGAGAUAAUAACAACAACAAUACUGCAUUCUCUUUCGAUUUUUCGGCCAUAAAACCAGGAAUGGCAGCGGAUGUGAAGUUUGGAGGAUCCGGAGCACGUCCAAACCUACCAUGGGUCUCAACCACUGGUUCAGGCCCUCACGGCCGGACAAUCUCGGGGGUCACAUACCGGUACAACGCAAACCAGAUCAAAAUCGUAUGCGCUUGCCAUGGGUCGCACAUGUCGCCAGAGGAGUUUGUCCGGCAUGCAAGCGAGGAGUAUGUUAGCCCAGAAUCAUCCGUGGGAAUGACUGCCGCGUCAGCUCACACCUGAAAGGUCAUCAACCGGAAAAAGAUGUCUGCAAUCUAGUAAACGUAAGGAAGGAUUUGUAAUGAGUAAUCUUUUUGGAAUAUACGCUUUAUUAUGCUUACUACUCUCUCUCUCUCUCUCGCUCGGAUCAAACUCUCAAGCCAAAAAUUUUAUCGGGGCUUUUGUGCUAUGUUGUUGUUGUUGUAAUGUUUCUUUGUUCUUCAUGUCAACCUUGUGUAAGCCUCUCUUUCGUUUCCUUUUUGUUUUUUUGGUUGAAAGGAAAAUUAUAUAUAACCACAACAUUAUCAGUAUAAUUUAUUCUUUGUCACUGUAA
This is a messenger RNA of Capsella rubella, 1855 nucleotides long. Its product is annotated as AFP homolog 2. The transcript has 4 exons. Bases 271 to 1545 code for a protein of 424 amino acids. The record is from RefSeq and is a predicted model, not a curated record. NCBI's taxonomy places the organism in Eukaryota, Viridiplantae, Streptophyta, Magnoliopsida, Brassicales, Brassicaceae. Gene Ontology annotation, biological process: negative regulation of DNA-templated transcription; jasmonic acid mediated signaling pathway. Gene Ontology annotation, cellular component: nucleus.